AUGGCCAACGUGCUCCAAAAUGUCUACCGCCUGGCCUUCCCCCUCGCUAUUGGGGGUAUGGUAGUCCAGAAUUCCCUGUACGAUGUCCGGGGCGGCACAAGAGCCGUCAUCUUCGAUCGAGUGUCUGGUGUGCAAGAGAAGGUCGUCAACGAAGGAACACAUUUCCUGAUCCCAUGGCUGCAGCGCGCAAUUGUCUACGAUGUGCGAACGAAGCCACGUAACAUCUCUACCACAACUGGAAGUAAGGAUUUGCAGAUGGUCAGCUUGACGCUGCGUGUGCUGCACCGCCCGGAGGUGCCGAAGCUGCCGCAGAUCUACCAGUCCUACGGUACCGAUUAUGAUGAACGUGUUCUCCCCUCUAUUGGAAACGAAGUCCUCAAAGCCAUCGUUGCCCAAUUCGACGCCGCCGAGCUGAUCACACAACGUGAGGCCGUCUCCAACCGCAUCCGCACCGACUUGAUGAAGCGUGCCGGACAAUUCAACAUUGCCCUUGAGGAUGUCUCCAUCACCCAUAUGACAUUCGGAAAGGAGUUCACACGAGCCGUCGAGCAGAAGCAGAUUGCCCAGCAGGAUGCUGAGCGGGCCCGUUUCAUCGUCGAGCGUGCCGAGCAGGAGCGCCAGGCUAACGUUAUCCGCGCUGAGGGUGAAGCCGAGAGUGCCGACAUUAUUAGCAGGGCUGUCGCCAAGGCCGGCAGCGGUCUCAUCGAGAUCCGUCGUAUCGAGGCUAGCAAGGACAUUGCUCAGACUCUGGCUCGCAACCCCAACGUCACUUAUCUUCCCGGCGGAGAAGGAGGAAAGAACGGUGGUGGCAACGGCACCAGCCUGUUGCUGGGUCUGCGGAGUUAA
Molecule: messenger RNA, 846 nt
Organism: Penicillium soppii
Lineage: Eukaryota; Fungi; Ascomycota; Eurotiomycetes; Eurotiales; Aspergillaceae
Gene: phb1
Product: prohibitin subunit PHB1
Exons: 2
Coding region: 1-846 (281 amino acids)
Biological process (GO): mitochondrion organization
Cellular component (GO): membrane; mitochondrion
Source: RefSeq, a predicted model, not a curated record